This is a messenger RNA of Phodopus roborovskii (desert hamster), 4353 nucleotides long. It is a transcript of the gene Elmod2, whose product is annotated as ELMO domain containing 2. The transcript is spliced from 9 exons. The record is from RefSeq and is a predicted model, not a curated record. Gene Ontology annotation, molecular function: GTPase activator activity. Gene Ontology annotation, cellular component: membrane. Lineage: Eukaryota; Metazoa; Chordata; Mammalia; Rodentia; Cricetidae. The coding region runs from base 151 to 1032 and encodes 293 amino acids.
CACGAUCCGGCCUCCGGUCCUGACUUCCGGGUCGCGGUCCUUGAAGGGAGCGCUCUGCGUCAAGCGUCGUUUCCGUUGCUGGUGUUUGCAGCUGGGGGAAACCGAGGCAGCGCCAGCUUCCCCUAGUUCUUCCGCUCCUAUGAGGAGAACAUGUUUAUUUCUUUGUGGGAAUUCUUUUAUGGGCACUUUUUUCGAUUUUGGAUGAAAUGGGUCUUACGACAGAUGACUGGAAAGUGUGAGUUGCAGCGAAUUUUUGACACCUAUGGAGGUGCCCAGAGGACGUACAGGAUAGAAAAUUCCUUGACAUAUUCCAAGAGUAAGGUUCUUCAGAAUGCAACACGAGUUGCCGAGAGCGAACUGGACAGGUGUGUAGCGGACAUAAUGAAGGAAAAGAACAUCUGCCCUGAGAAAGACACCAGUUUUCAAAUUUGUAUGAGGACGUGCUUACUGCAGAUAACUGGCUAUAAGCAGCUCUACCAGGAUGUAGAAAAUGUGAGGAAAAAACCCUAUGAUUCUGGCAAUGCACAGCACGAGAAACUGCUCCUCAAGCUUUGGAGUCUUCUGAUGCCUACGAAAAAGUUGAAGGCCCGGAUCUCCAAGCAGUGGGCAGACAUUGGUUUCCAAGGUGAUGAUCCCAAAACGGACUUCAGAGGCAUGGGCAUACUCGGACUAAUCAAUCUUGUGUAUUUCAGUGAGAAUUACACCAGUGAAGCACAUCAGAUUCUUUCCCGUUCAAAUCACCCCAAAUUAGGGUAUUCUUAUGCAAUAGUUGGAAUCAAUCUUACAGAGAUGGCUUAUAGCUUACUGAAGAGCGAAGCCCUGAAGCUUCAUCUCUACAACUUUGUUCCUGGGAUACCAACAAUGGAACACUUUCACCAGUUUUAUUGUUACCUGGUCUAUGAAUUUGACAAGUUUUGGCUUGAAGAAGAACCAGAAAGCAUCAUGUACUUCAACUUGUACAGAGAGAAGUUUCAUGAGAAGAUUAAAGGACUCUUACUGAACUAUAAUACUGUACUCACUUUGAAAACAUGAAACAUCCAGAGCAUCUUCUCUUUCUACCACGUUUUGCACACACAGCAGAAUUUAUAUGUUAUAGAAAUUAUCUGAUCAACUACAAUAUAUAAUUUCCUACAAAUACUUCAGAACUAUUUAAGAAAGCUAGUGGACAAUCAGUGUAUGUUUACAGUUGUUUGUACACUGUUCUCCACAGGUUCCACACCCUUCCAAAGAGCCCUUCUGCAGUCACGUGAACUACAGUUUGGAACUUGGGACUUAGCCUGUUAGUAUAAAAGUAUAAAUCAGGUAUAUUUAUAUUUAGCCAGUUGAUUAAAACGUGCACGAAUCUCAUUUUUAUGUGUUGUACCUCAAGCUGGUGUCAUUUUCAAAAUUUCACAAUUCUCCAAGAUUGAUUGUUCAAUCUGGAAGUGGCUUUUGAAUGUGCUUUGUCUUUUAUUUUCAGGCAGAUAGGCUCUGGGUGAGUGCUAAGGCUUUCUCUGUGUCUCUGGCACUUGUCAGGUGUCCUCGCCGUAGAGCAGGGGGGGGGGCACUUCUCUGUCACAGAGGGUGAAGAAUCAUGGCUUCCCUUAUGGAUUCUUUGAGGAAAUGAGAGAGGAUGGUAGUGUGGAUGACUGGCUUUUUAUUUAUAAAUAUACUUCGGAGGUCUCAUUUCGGGGUUUCUAGGCAUUCACUCUUGCUCAGUAUUUGCUUUUAUCAGCUAUAUAAAGAACCUUCCUUGGAGCUCCCUUGAGAGGCCCACUAAGAAAAUCCUGGUUUUGGAAGCAUGGUUUCUUUUAAGAUAAAACUGUCUUUGAAAUUUACACAGGGAGAAAACUUAGAGCUUCCUGGAAGUUUCUGUUCUCCAUCAUUGGCAUUUUUGGCCUGCAGUUCACUUUUGCUUGUCUUUGCUUUGGCUCUGGUGUUUCUGGGUAAUGAUGUAGGGACCUGCCUAACAGGCUGUUGGGUGGCAUAGCGUAGACCAUGACUGUGCAUUUGUGUAGCUUUAUUCCCCCAAAAUCUCAGGAGGCAGCAAGUACUGUCGAGGAUCAUACGUGAUGAGAUUCUGAUAGGAUGGUUUCCUCUUGGCAUGUUUUAGAGAUUUGUUCUCAGAGCAGAAUUAAAAGAGCCUAAAGAUAGAACGAUUAUUGGAUUGUGAAGUAGUUAUAAGUCCUGUGGAAACCAGUUCACAAUAUCAUAAGUUAACUUAAAACAUGGUGAUAUUUUGCACAUCUUUUAAUACCAGGUAUUUAAAGACUAGCUUAUGCGAUAGAGGAAGAUUUGGUACUUCCCAACAGUUGUUGGUGUCUUUUGACAAGCCCCUGUCUUUGCGCUGGUCAAAGAGAACGAACGGUACAGAUGUCCCACAGGAGAGCCACAGCUGUAGUGGUGUGUACCACGCGCAUCACUGUGCAUGGGUUAGAAUAGCUUCUCCUUAAGGAAGAUGAAACUUUUUUAAAAAGUAGGUUUGUUUUAUAAUACUAGAAAGGACUUAGCUUUUCAGUAUUACAGGAAUUUAGCAAUUAAUUUCUAUUAGGGGACUUUCUCCACCCUGGUAAUACACUCAUUUUGCUUUUGAAAAACUUUUUGUCAUCUAGGUUUUAUGAUUAUUGUAAAGCAAAACCCUAACAAGGAGCACAUGCCCACCAUUAUUGUAUUGUAGUGUUAACUUUUCCAUGGAAAGCAGUUGUGUAAGUCUUUAACUUUUGCACUAGAAAUACCAUUGUAUUUUAAUUUUUCAACAGCUUUGAUCUUGACCUGAUUUAGCUCUUUGUCACCAUAUUAAUAAAAAGAGUACUUGAAGUGUGAAAGAAGAAACUUUUAAGUGGUUAAGCAUUUCCCAGCAGAAAACCUCUAGUGAUGUUAAGAUCAUUUUUGUCAUAGAUUGGUUAAUGUCAUAGCCUUUAAAUUCUCCUUCAUUUAAAUAUUACAAAUAUUGUUUGUUUUUUAUUAAAAUUAUCUUUAAACAUUUCAGAUAAUUUUAUAGUGAGCUGAUCUGUAAGUCAAUGACAGCUUCAAAGUUCCAGAAUUUGACUGUUAGUAGUUGUGUGCACUAUGAACCGACCCUCUGGCUGAUGGGCUAGGCAUAUACAGGAAAGAAACCGCACAGUCAGUAUCCUUUACUUUCAAAGAUGUAAUAAUUUAUGUAGUUUUAAAAUCCACCUGUGUCUAGAACUAUUAAAAUGACAGCGUAGCAAUCGAUAGUCAUGGCAUUGAAGUAGCAGGAAAAUUAUGUUAGUUUUAGUAUUAAUGAAUCAAUGUGGAGAUGAGUUUGUAUGUGUGAGGUUGAAGAGAUUUUACCAGUCACAAGAGAAGCAUAAAAAUAUAACUACAACAUUUCCAGUUCAAAUGCUUUGAAAGACAAUCUUUUUAAAAAUGGGGGGGACAGUGAAGUAUCACUGAACCUAGGCCAGCCUCUUUGUAAAUAAAUGUACUCACUGCAACUGAGUAUAAAAAUGAAUUCCAACAAUACAGCUGGAUAUAAAAAUGAAUUUCAACAGUGCAACUAGGCAUAAAAAUGAAUUUCAACUGGCACCGUUUAUAGUUCAGACAUCAGAUUCUUAAAAAUCCCUACCCUGUUUUUUUUUUUCUUUCUAUUUUAGGAAUUACUUGGAUCUGUAUGUAUUUCUCUAUGAAAAUGUAUGUGCUCAUUUUUCUUCCUCCAGUGUUGAUCAUCAUUUAUAUCAUUCUGUUCUUUAAGAAUAUAUUCAAUGAAAGAGAUGUAGAUUAAAAGUUUGUCUCAAAGGGGGGAAAAAAAAACCAUGACUUGGGUGUGACAAGUGUCUGCUCAUUUCUGCUGAAGAAAGGGUAUUGUGGCAUCGAAAGGGAGGUUUGUCUGGAAGGGUGAUAAUGUUGAUUCUUGUGAUCAUGACUGAGGGCCAGCAGCUGAGGCCUCAGGAUAGAUGCUGUAUUCUAAUCCAUGAGAAUCCCGUGGCUGGGAAGGCUUUGUGUCAUGGUCAUGUUUAGGAGUCUCUCCACACAAGCAGCAUUUAGAUGAAGAUGAGUGGACUGGUUAAUACUCUGAGAAAUAUCAUAUUUGUCUUUUUGCUUUUUCUACUUCCAGUUUUUUUGUUUUUGUUUUUUUUUUUUUUUUUGUUUUUGAGAAAAAAAAUUUAAAUGUAGCAUAGGUUGGAUCCAACAACCACAUUAACUUUGGUAGGGUAGUCCUAUGUCUUUCUUAAAUUACAAAUAUUUAAGCAGUAAUGCUCCCUAGAGAGAAAGUACUGGUUGGUAACUUAAAUUUUUGCCUAUCUUGCAUCAAGCAUUUGAGUUUUGAGUAAAAGCAAUAGUGUGAGAUGUGUUGUCCUUUUGUUUGUGAUGUUAAGUGAGAAAAUAAACACACAGCAGAAACUGUUGUAA